This is a messenger RNA of Camelina sativa (false flax), 1140 nucleotides long. The record is from RefSeq and is a predicted model, not a curated record. NCBI's taxonomy places the organism in Eukaryota, Viridiplantae, Streptophyta, Magnoliopsida, Brassicales, Brassicaceae.
AUGACUACUACUAACGUCGCCGUUUCUAACCGCGACAAACGUCACAAACCACCGCAAGAAACCAACCAACCGCCAAUGUCGUCGCCGUCAUCGUUUACGUCACUGCCACGCGACCUCGUUUUGAACAUCUUAGUCCGCCUACCAAAACGGUUAUACCCAAUCCUCUGUUGCGUCUCCAAGAACUUGCGUAGUCUUGUUCGCUCGGAUGAGAUUCAAGAGACUCGAUCUUCCCACGGAAAAGAUUCUCUUUAUAUCUGCGCCAAGGACGCAACUAUAGAUGAAGAAAAUAUUUUUACCGAUACGUAUCACUGGUUCAAUCUCCGCAGGGUUGAGAAAAGUAACACUGAGAAUGUCCUCGUCUCCGUUGAUUUCUCUUUCCUUCCGGAGACUUGUCGUCGCUCUGCUUCCGUCGUCGCCUAUGGUCCUGAGAUGUUCUUCAUUCCCGGAGUUAAUCAUUACUCAUCAAGCUUUAGGAUCUUUGACACCCAAUCUGGAAAUGUUCGUCAAGGACCUAGUUUGUUAGCGUAUCGAAUGCACAAUUGCGUAGCACUAGUCGGGGGUAAGAUCUAUGUGAUCGGAGGAUGCAGAGAAGACGAUCUUAUAGCGGAAAGCUUUGAUCUAAAGAAGGAAGCUUGGGAACCAGCUCUGCGUCCCCAUGAAGAAGAAAGUCGCAUAUGGACUUAUGGGAUAGGUGCUCCACUAGACAGAAAGGUUUGUGCUGUAAGCUUCGUCCAAGGCCUGACAUGUUACGAUACUAGAGAUGGUUCUUGUGAGUCAUCUGAGUUGCCUUUUGGAAUGUGGUGGAGGUCAGGAGUUUGUGUUAUUGACAAUGUCCUCUUCGUUUACUUCACUCGUUUCGGUUUAAUGUGGUAUGACACUGAACUGAGGCUAUGGAGAGUGGUUUAUGAUUUGGAUCUUGACAAACCUCUAGGCUUUGUUGCAAUGGAUGAAUACUAUGGGAAGUUGGCGUUUCUAUGGAGGAAACCAAGUCUUCUUUUUCCUGGAAGCAUAGAGAUUUGGUGUAGAAUGAUUGGCUUGGCUAGGAGUGAAGCAGGAUUCAGUGGAGCUGCAGAACCCUCUCAACUUCUCAGGAUUGUUCCUCCCACCUUUAGUUUUAACCACUGUCUGUCGGUUGGUUAA